AACACAACACCACGAACACCCCUCUUGCUUCUUCUUCUCCUUCAGCACCAGAAAACGGCGCUCCUCGGCUCUUCAAUCUCCCCGCUCUCCAAAACGCUCAACGCCACCGUUUUCAGCCGUCACAGCUCUCCUCUUCUCUCUAUAUCAUUUUUGCAAUUUAAAUCAUGACUUUACUGGAACUCAUUAAGGAUGCUUCUGUGAAUUCUAAAUCACUUGAUUUGCAUUCGGACUAUCCAGUCGUUCUCAAUCCAGAUCUUAUUUUGCCUAAUUUGAAGUCUGAACUUAAAGAUGAAUCUUCCUCAUACCCUAUUAAACCCCUUACUGGAUGGCAAAUUUCACAAACUGAUACGGAAAUCAUUGAGAUCAACAAAAAGUUUCUCGAAGAGCUUAAAAGAAAGGUCAAGGGUACCAAUAAUUUGAAGAAGGAUGAGUUUAUUGGUAGUUUGAUUUCCUAUCUUGAAAACAUUAGGGAGAAAGUUGGGUUUUCGAUUGAGACUGGUGAUUCAUCUGGUAGUGCUUAUUGCAAGAUCUUGAUUGACAAACUUGGAUCUUUCGUGGGUAAAGAUGUUGCUGGCCUGAUUUUGGAUGGGUGUGUUUCUUUGGAGAUAUGGGAAUUAGUUGAAGCUUUGAUUGUUAAAGGUGUUAUUGUGAAUUCUUGUUAUUCAAACCUGGUUGCUAAGUUAGUCGAGAAAAAGAGGUCUGACUUGAUCUGUUUGUGUUGUAAGCAUGCUUUUGAUCUUGGUUCUUCAGAAAUAUUCGCCAUUUUGAGAUACUUUCUUUCUCCAUCCAAAGAUGCUUAUAACUCUACGCUAUCUGUAAAGAAGGAGUGGGAGAGCCAAGCAACGUUGGCCGUUGAGAAAGCAAGUGAUAGCAACCUCAAGGUAAAGAAUUUGCUUGUUGCAAAGGAGGCUUCCAUUUUGUUUAUGAUAGCAUAUGAUGGUUUCUCUGCGCCUGAACUUUGUUUGCAUUAUUUGAUUGCAUCACCAAACAUCAACAAUGCGAUGUUAUCCCCUGCAUUCAAUAAGUUGAAUGGAAAAGAGUUGUUGAAUUUGAUUCGCUAUUUAGGAAAGUGGUUGAAGAAAUAUGAGAGAUUUCCGCAAGCUGGUCCAUGUCCGAAAGCCUCAUCGGCUUUAGGUUUGAAGGCUUGCGAUUGGAUUCCUAAACUUGAUGAUGUUGUAAAAUGUCUUGGUUUGGUGCUUGAUGAGAAUUUUUCUUCAUUGGUGUUACAUCCACAGUUUCAUGAAGAGCUGAGAUCAAUUGAAGGACUAGUUAGUUGUUUAACAGCUGAAGCCAAAACUUGUUACAUGAUGACUGUUGUAACCGACAAACUAAAGAUCGAAGUAACAAGAGGCGGGGACAAAUUGAUCUGAACAUUCGCUCAGUGUAUGACUAAUUAUUCUAUGAAGACUGCAAAUUAAAGGAAGAGAUUUGUGUUGUGGUGAGUAAGCUAGCUAGUUCUUUAAUUCAUUUAGCUUGGAAGUUUAUUGUGUACUUCAAUCGACACCCGCAGGUAAACUUGGCAUUUUCCGUAAUGGGAGAGUUCAAUCAUGUGUAAUAGGAAAAAAAAUUGUGAUGAUCCGGUAGUGGUUAAAACUCGAGCAGGCCCAGGCUAACAGGCUGAACUGCAUCUGUAACCGUUCCUGUUGCAAUUUUGUUCACUGUGGCAAAACUGUAUUCAUAACUUGUUUUUGUUAGUUUCACUUUUUGGUAGCUUAAUUUUUGGUUGAUUUUUACUUGGGUUUGUGUUUCUCUGUCUGAUUCCUUUGGGCAAUAUAAGGCAUGGGUUAAUGAUGAUGA
Molecule: messenger RNA, 1797 nt
Organism: Trifolium pratense (red clover)
Lineage: Eukaryota; Viridiplantae; Streptophyta; Magnoliopsida; Fabales; Fabaceae
Exons: 3
Coding region: 165-1370 (401 amino acids)
Source: RefSeq, a predicted model, not a curated record